AUGGUUCUUAGCAAUGCUGUUUCAAGAAAAGUUCCCACAAGGUUUUUAUUGUUGCCCUGCCCAUUUCGUUCUUUCGCAAGCUUCACAAACAAUUUUUCUUCAGUUUCUCAGGUAGUUUUGGAACAAAACCCAGAAUCAUUAAACUAUGCUUUUCAGUCUAAAGACAAUGGCAUUGCAUUUAAAAACCAGAUAUCUGGGGAUGUCAUUGCUACUUACGCUUCUUUAGCAGAAGAGUGCACAAAUAUCACAUCACUGAACCAAUUAAAUGCUCUCAUUCAUGUCAGUGGGCUUGGACAAAAUGUCUCUUUAGGUACCAAACUGGUGCACAUGUAUGCUAGGUAUAGCAGUAUGGACAAUGGUCGCCAAGUGUUUGACAAAAUGCAGAAACGAGAUGCUUUCCUCUGGAAUUCGAUCCUUAGAGGAUAUGCAUGGAAUGGACCCUAUGAAGAAGCCUUGUCAUUGUAUUCUCAAAUGCAACAUGCAGGCAUAUGGGCAGACAACUAUACUUACGCCUUUGUGCUCAAGGCAUCUGCCGGGUUAUCAUCUUUGAAAGUGGGAAGGAAGAUUCACUGUCAGAUAAUUAGAAGUGGAUUUGAAUCCCACGUUUUUGUGAGAACUUCCCUCGUAGACAUGUAUUCAAAGUCUUCGAGUAUAGAUGAUGCACGCCAAGUGUUUGAUGAAGUGCCACUGAGAAAUGUUGUCUCCUGGAAUGCCAUGAUUGCUGGAUACAGCCGAAAUGGACACGCCAAAGAGGCCUUGGCACUCUUUUAUCAAAUGCGAUGGGAACAUGUAGUGGCUGACUCAGUUACGAUGGUGAAUGUUCUGCCUGCGUGUGCAGAAUUGCGAGAUCUCAAACAAGGUAAGUGCAUGCAUGAUUUUGUACUUAGAAAUGGAUUUGAUUUGGAUCCCUUCGUGGGGAAUUCCCUGAUAGAUAUGUAUGCUAAGUGUGGAAGUUUAGAAAUCGCAUGCCAAUUGUUUGACAAAAUGCUGUGGAAAGAUGUUGUCUCAUGGACUGCAAUGAUUGCUGGGUAUGCUCAAAAUGGAUGUGCCAGAAAGGCCUUACAACUUUUUCAUCAAAUGCUACAGGAAAAUGUCACACCAGACUCAAUUGCCAUUGCUAGUGUGAUCUCAGCUUGUACCCAUUUGGGAGCUCUCGAACAUGGCAAGUGGAUUCAUGAUUACAUAAGCAAAUUUUUUUUUAAGUUGGAUGUGUUUGUGACAAACUCCCUUAUAGACAUGUAUGCCAGGUGUGGUAACUUAGAGGUGGCAAGACAGCUUUUCAAUAAAAUGCCUGAAAAAGAUUUGAUUUCAUGGAAUAUUAUGCUCGCUGGCUAUGGACUACAUGGACUUGGCAAGCAGACAUUGGAGCUUUUUGCACAAAUGCAAGAUAUUGGAGUGGAGCCAAACAACAUCACCUUUGUGCAUAUUUUGUCUGCAUGUAGUCACGCUGGUCUUGUAAGUGAGGGCUGGCAAUAUUAUGAUUGCAUGACUCAAAUCUAUCAAAUUGAACCCAACAUGGAGCACUAUUCGUGCAUGGUUGAUCUUCUUGGCCGUUCAGGGCAUCUAGAUGAAGCUGAAAGAUUCAUCGAAACUAUGCCUGUUAAACCUGAUGCUGAUGUAUGGGGUGCCUUGCUUGGUGCCUGUCGAAUUCACAAAUGCAUCGAGCUUGGAGAACGUGCUGCGGAGCAUCUUUUCAUCUUAGAGCCCACAUAUCCUGGAUACUAUGUCCUGCUGUCAAACAUGUAUGCUGAGGUUGGCUUGUGGGACAAGGUAACAAAGGUGCAAAGAAUGAUGAAAGAAAAAAGUUUGAAGAAGACACCAGCAUGCAGCAUAAUUGUUUUGCAUGGCAAGGUUCAUACAUUUUAUGCUGGAGACAAAUCACAUCCUCAAUUUGAUCAAAUAAUUGCUGCAAUGGAAACGCUCGCUUAG
Molecule: messenger RNA, 1929 nt
Organism: Cryptomeria japonica (Japanese cedar)
Lineage: Eukaryota; Viridiplantae; Streptophyta; Pinopsida; Cupressales; Cupressaceae
Product: pentatricopeptide repeat-containing protein At3g12770
Exons: 1
Coding region: 1-1929 (642 amino acids)
Biological process (GO): RNA modification
Molecular function (GO): RNA binding; protein binding
Source: RefSeq, a predicted model, not a curated record